GAUGCCAUUACCUUGAGAUUUCAAAGGGUGAAGCUCACCGUAGGAGCGACUCACUAUCACUUGCCAAGUUUCCUAGCACGUGGUAUUGAGGUAAGAUAACUUUGCCGGUACUCCAAUCGAGCCAAUUCCUUCUAAAUACUCGAACAACGACAAAUCAACACUGGAAAUUUUUCAUCAAAAUGGCGCAACAAAACAAGAAAAGGAAGCACGGCGAAGAUCUAGAACCUGCACAACAAGGGCUUCCAUCACCUAUCAUUUUUCUUGCGAGAGGUGUCAAUGCCGAUACACGAUUUACAGUAUUCCGACAGCAAUUCCAUUUGCAUUCUUCUGGCCUCAAACAUCACUCUAAUUAUUUCCGCAAGUUUCUUAAUUCAGCUGACAAAUCACCUGCCCCUGCAUCUGCGUUAUUCAAAUACGACUAUUGCUCUGUCAUUGACGAAGAUGGAAGCUGGGCUUUGAUGCCAGCUUCAGAUUCGCCAGAGAUAACAGACCAGAAGAUAGCCGUUAUCGAUGGGCCGGAGAAAGAAAUCGAAGCUGUUCGAAAACUCCUUUGUGCGAUCCAUUCGAAAAGAUACAAGAUUGAGACUGCAGACGAGCUCGAAAGACUCACACGCUUGGCAGAUUACCAUUGCGCCCUGCCAGUGGUUUCAGCAACCUUGACUGGAGCUUUGUUCAAGAGUAGUAUGUUUGAAAUCUCACCCAUGAUAUCGAUAUACGAUGCCCAAGGAUGCGAAAUUCAUGAUAACUCUGUAUCCUUGCUUUUGUUAGCCCGCAAACUUCGCAACGGGGUGCUUUUCAGAGAAUGUUUGAUCCAUACAGUUGGGAGGUGGGAUUUUCUCCCAGAUCCUGAGAAGGAGAUGAUCAAAGAAGACCAAGAGUUAUAUAAACUUGUGCGAAUCAAGCUUAGUUUCUUGUAUGAGACUCUUUCCAAAUCCCAAAUUGCAUUAUUUCGGGCUCUUGUUGAGGAAGAAAUUACACUUCACAAGAUUGCUCAAUAUGCUUCCCCGAGAACAUUGAUCGGUGAAUAUCUUCCGAUGUACAGAGCUCUAUGGGAUGAAAAUCCAUUCUACAGUCUUUCUCCGAACGAGGAGACAAAGGAUCUAGGUGAUUUUAUGCCAGAUCUACUCAAAAAUAAUCUUACUUUAGGCUGUACAGGUGAGAUUCCGGGGAGGAAGGAUAGUGUCUUUGAACACACGUUCCUAUGUACUGAAGUAGAGGAUGAUGAGUUCCCUUGGGAUAUGGAGGAAAUGGAUUGGUAGGAAGAGUAUUUAAUGGGAAAAUUGGAACAUUUCAUCGUUGGUCAAAACCGGAUAGCUUUCCACAUGACACGCAAAAGAUACGUUAGUAUUCUUGCCGGUCUUUUGAAACCUGUGAGAAAGUUAUCAUAUGUGUAUUUCUCCGGCCCUUUAUAUCUCCAUAGAAAUCACGUACA
This is a messenger RNA of Botrytis cinerea B05.10, 1432 nucleotides long. RefSeq lists its product as hypothetical. The record is from RefSeq and is a predicted model, not a curated record. The coding region runs from base 180 to 1259 and encodes 359 amino acids. NCBI's taxonomy places the organism in Eukaryota, Fungi, Ascomycota, Leotiomycetes, Helotiales, Sclerotiniaceae. The transcript has 3 exons.